AUGAUUGGAUGGGAAGAGUACACUUUGAUCACUACCCCUGAUAGCCUAAACAAGAUCAAUUUUACCGACGUACCCCUCUCAUACUAUGCAGGCAUUCUGGGCAUGCCAGGAAUUGCUGCUUAUGCUGGAUUUCACAAAAUAUGCUAUCCCAAAGAAGGGGAUUGUGUGUAUGUUUCUUCUGCAUCAGGAGGAGUUGGUCAACUUGUUGGUCAAUUUGCCAAACUUAUGGGUUGCUAUGUUGUUGGAAGUGCCAGCACUAAAGAGAAGGUUGAUCUCUUAAAGCACAAGAUGGGAUUUGAUGAAGCAUUUAACUACAAAGAGGAGCAUGAUUUGGGUUCGGCAUUAAGAAGGUACUUCCCGCAAGGCAUUGACAUUUACUUUGACAAUGUGGGCGGUCACAUGCUUGAUGAAGUUAUCUUGCACAUGAAAGUUCAUGGCCGGAUUGCACUCUGUGGCAUGAUUUCUCAAUACAAUAUUGAGAAACCAGAGGGUGUACGCAAUAUGUUUAGCCUGAUCAUGAACCGGAUCGAGAUGAAAGGGUUUGUUGAAAACGAUUUCGGGCAUGUGUAUCCAGAGUUAGUCGAGUUAUGUAUCAAAGAACCACAUGUGACCAAAUUCAGAAUCAUCAGAACUCACUUUGGUGCUGACUGGACAGUCUGCACAAGCACUCUUCAAUCCAGAAACCUUACUUAG
This is a messenger RNA of Prunus armeniaca (apricot), 693 nucleotides long. The record is from the annotation of a GenBank genome assembly. Lineage: Eukaryota; Viridiplantae; Streptophyta; Magnoliopsida; Rosales; Rosaceae.